AUGUCUCAAACGCAAACCGAACCACCGCCAACCGAUGCGCCAGAUGCGCGUGCGCAGGAGCCCAGGCCGCAGGACGCCGCCAGGUCGUACUAUGGGUACCUGUUUGAGGCGGACAAGAAGCCGACGAAGGUGCUAGAUGCGCUAUUGAGAGCGAUCGCGGCUUACAUCAGCGAAGAGAUAGGCUCCAAAGACGAGAAAGCCCUCACGCCCGACAAGCUGGCUGCCUUCUACAAGGCUGUAGGCGGGAACUACGACUCCCUCUUCGUCGACGUCCCCUACCCUUCCAUAUCCUGGAUCUAUGCCUCUAUAGGAUGUCAACACUCCCUCCUGCCCAACCCCUCCAGCGACUUCGAACCUCCCUCCGUCCCCGCCCUUACCCCGAGAGGCUUCGUCCGGUGGCAGAGCAUCGAAAUCCUGCUAGGGCCAGAAGAACACGUCCCCUUUAUACAAAACGCCAUCCGCCUCUUCCCGCUCAUUAACCCGCUCACAAAAACACCCUUUCCUCUCCCGCUACCUAAAGAAGCAUUCCCGUUAGUUCCGGAUGCGGAUAUAGCGAAAUGGCACGACCAGUGCGCUAGAGCACUGCGGCAAAGAGCCUCUCCCACGGAAGACGAGCCUCGCCCGAAUCCACCACCUAGGCCGAAGGUAGAAGCGACUUAUGUACAUGUGAGGCCUACACGGCCCAGAGUAGACUCGCACGCGGAUUAUUUCGAGCGCGAGCCGAAGAGCAUGCGAGUCCCUCUAGGGGGGAGACCAAUGUCUUAUAACCAUGUCUCAAGUACGGGUGUUAGAGGCAAUGUGCCCAUACCCGUCAGGCCUGUCCUUUCGCGCUCGCCGUCCCAUCGCGCGCGCCAGUUUUUGGCGCCCGAGCACUCCAUGAACCCGAGGGUUAACAGGGGAAGGAGAGCUAGUUUCCCGGAGAACGGGAUGACUGGCUCAGGCUCCAGUCCCAUGGAAUCGCCUGUUUAUAGACAUAGUGGUGCCCCGAGUCCGAGGGAGGGAAUGCGGGAGGAAAACGUUAGACGGCAUAGCCACCCACGGCACGCAGCGAGACGAGGUAGUAUGAGUGAAGACGCAAGCAGCAGUGAGGACGGCGGAGCGCCCGGGGCUCCUGCUGCGGAGAGGAGGAGGAGGAGGACCUAUGCGCAUGAAUCGAUGAGACCGCCUGUUGCGGUCCGCUAUUCAAUGUCUGGCGUCGCUCCCAGCUCCACCCCUCUGCCCGACGGGCGGAAGAUGAGAGACAGAGAGCGCGAGCGAGGGAGAGAAAGGGAGAGAGAGGAGGAAGAGAAGAGGAAGAGCCGCCGGGGCUUUGGAGGAAUCCUCCCAGUUGAUGCCAACGGGAAGCUUUCCGCGCCUUUCCUGCUGCGGAAGCGUGAUCGCGAGCGAGACCGCAAGGCGCGGAGUAGUUCUCACAGCGGCGGAAGCGCCGGAAAUGUCAGGUGGAAGGAUUUGGACGAUGAUGCUGUCAAGGAGCUAUGGAAGAACGCCGGGAGUGGCGGGAGCGUGGAAGAGGAUAUCGGCGCCGGGGGCCAUGGUGCUGGGAGACAUCGGGAUAGGGAGAGGGUUCGAGACGAGAAAGACCGAGAGAGAGAGUUCAGACGCAGAGAGCGCGAGCGCGAGAGGAGUCGGCGGCGAAGCUACGAGAGGGAUGCGGGAAGUGGGCGGGAGCAUAGCGGGCGCGAGCGGGAUAGGGAACGGGAAAGGGAGACGAUUGUCAACGGGCGCAUCCCGCCUGCUGUUCCUGAGGGGAGGGGGUUCCGGGAGAGGAGGUUUGUGAGUCCUGUCAGGGGCGUGGAUGGUCGGAGGUAUCCUUCUCAUGUGUAG
Molecule: messenger RNA, 1824 nt
Organism: Drepanopeziza brunnea f. sp. 'multigermtubi' MB_m1
Lineage: Eukaryota; Fungi; Ascomycota; Leotiomycetes; Helotiales; Drepanopezizaceae
Source: RefSeq, a predicted model, not a curated record